GGGCUCGCGGCGGCGCUGGCUGCUCUGCUGGCGGUGCUGACGCGCGCUGCCGCUGCCGACCUCGUCUUUCGGGUACCUGAAGUACUGGUGCGUCACGCAGCGGCGGCGCGCCCAGUGGGAACGGGCGGUCGGAAUAACAGCGGCGUGGCUGCCGAGCCUGUUGACAGCACGGCGGGUGACGAGGUGGGCGAGAAGGCUGAAGGGCAGGAGACAGGCGGGCAGGCUGCGGGCUUGCUGGAGGUGCGCUAUGAGGAGUACUUCGUGGAGCACGAUGUGUCCACUGCGGCCGCGCGCAACGCCGCCCUACACCUAGACCUCGAUACCGUGCCGGCGACGCGCGUGGGGUGCGGCGCGUGCAGCCGGCGCGAUCUGGAGUACUGCGAGACGCGCGUGCUGGCAGACCACUGCUGCUGCGAGCGCCGCUUUCUGCGCGAGCCCUUCCCCUGGCUGCCGCACACCUGCUACGUGGGCCCGGGCCGCUGCCGCCCGCUGGCACACGACUGCGCCCGCUACGCGCGCCUCCGCGACUGCUGCUGCCUGCGCCGCCUCGCGCACAGAUGGAAGGGCAUCUUGUCGCGGUCGUCGCGAACGGGCGAGGGCGGCGCGCCGCUGCUGGUGUUGGCGGCGGUGCUGGCGGCGCUGCUGGCGGCGCUGCCGGCGGCGCGCCAGUGA
This is a messenger RNA of Papilio xuthus (Asian swallowtail), 672 nucleotides long. RefSeq lists its product as uncharacterized. The transcript has 4 exons. The record is from RefSeq and is a predicted model, not a curated record. NCBI's taxonomy places the organism in Eukaryota, Metazoa, Arthropoda, Insecta, Lepidoptera, Papilionidae. The annotation marks the transcript as partial.